This is a messenger RNA of Saccostrea cuccullata (small rock oyster), 827 nucleotides long. RefSeq lists its product as uncharacterized. The record is from RefSeq and is a predicted model, not a curated record. The transcript is spliced from 5 exons. The annotation marks the transcript as partial. Lineage: Eukaryota; Metazoa; Mollusca; Bivalvia; Ostreida; Ostreidae.
GCAUCAUCUUAAUAAUUAAUGUAAUAUUUUGAUUUGAGAAAAUAAAUUUCUUGCAAUUAAUGAUAGACCGGCUUUGUUACAUGAAUUUUGGCAAAAUAUUUAUUUACAUUUGUUUUUGUGACCUACAUGUGAACACAAGUAGAAAAAGUCUGUUUAUGUGACCAUAGUAUAUUACCAUUGUCCCAUAAUGACAAAUGAAGGCAAAAUGCGAUGCUAUCAAACCAAUCAAAAUUGUUCUUUUUAUAUAGACUUACGUCACGCUUCUUACUUCUUUUUUAUUGGUCACCUUAUAGAAUAUUCGUGUCUGUCUAACUACGCAUUCGUAUAACAGCUGAAAUCCCUCCAGGAUUACGCUUCGGAAAUUAUCUACAUUUAAAUCCGGCAGCCAAGGAUGGCGUGCCGUACGAUGACCUCAGAAACCACCCAGCUACAUCUAAAGGGUUUUGAGGAUGACUCGCCAUACAGUGAUCUCAAAAAACACUCAGCUACAGCCAAAGGGUUUCGAGUCUUGGAUAAACGUGUCUGUUUGCCUCGGUAUGCAUACCACAAAUGGCUUGUGGACUUGAGUUUAGAAGGGGCAGACUUGAUAGAAGGUUUUGCAGUUGAUCCAAUGACGGAAUUCACUGUUUUAGUUGGAGGUGAUUUGAGUAAGGAGAACGAAUCUCUUUUAAGUUCAGAAACUGCUGAAGGAACUUGCUUCUCGGAGUUAACAACGGAAAUGGUUGUUGGUGUUCAUUUAAUUUUCAUCUACUUCAUGACGCAAGAUGACUUGGGGAAAACAGAAAGUCUAUUAUCAUAUUUAAAUGCGGUAAUUAUGUUCCAUAAAU